Messenger RNA from Oryza brachyantha (malo sina), 2425 nucleotides. RefSeq names its product cell division cycle 20.2, cofactor of APC complex-like. The transcript is spliced from 6 exons. Gene Ontology annotation, cellular component: anaphase-promoting complex. The record is from RefSeq and is a predicted model, not a curated record. Gene Ontology annotation, molecular function: anaphase-promoting complex binding; protein binding; ubiquitin ligase activator activity. Lineage: Eukaryota; Viridiplantae; Streptophyta; Magnoliopsida; Poales; Poaceae. Gene Ontology annotation, biological process: anaphase-promoting complex-dependent catabolic process; positive regulation of anaphase-promoting complex-dependent catabolic process; positive regulation of ubiquitin protein ligase activity. Bases 622 to 2046 code for a protein of 474 amino acids.
CUUCCCGCUUCCGUUCCCUACAAAAAUUGUCACGGAUCUACCAAUAAACCCCACAAGGAUACUACUUCGCGAGGCGCUUCUCCCUGACUUCCGUGCUAUCUCGCGAGCGAUUCCGGCGCUGCCUCGCGACCCGAGCUCUCCAGGAUCCCCCGCUCUCCUCUUCGGUCUACUGAUCUGAAAUCUCUGCGCUGCAUCGCCUGUUUGUGCCUUGAUUUGCUUGUCCGCGUCGUUGAUUUCGCUGUGAUUUCUUGAUCUUUGGUGGAAUUCCCUUACGUUCGGAUUAUCUUCCCCUGUUGGUUUUCUUAUCGAUUCAUCUUUGGUGGAAUUCCUUUGCGCCCGUGGUUUUUUUCCUUUCUUUUGUGAGGUAUCUUGAUCUUUGGGGGAAAUUUCUUUGCGUUUGGAUUAUUUUCGCCUUUUGGUUUCUUGUCGGUUCCCGGUUUGAGUUGUUCGUUGGCGUGAAAAUUUUCCUCUUUCUGAUUCGUCAGCGGGUGUUGAUUUCGGAUUGUUUUUGGAUCGAUUUGUUCGUCUGCGCUGAUCUUGUUCGUGUUGGAUUCAUCUCUUCUUCUUGUUGUUGUUGCUGCGCUGUGCCCUGUGUAUUGUUUCUGCCUUUGCUUCUGACCCAUGGAUGCAGGUUCGCGCUCGAUCUCAUCGGAGAAGAACAUGCGAUAUGCGGCGCCGCGACCGCCGCUCCAGGAGGCCGGAUCCAGACCGUACAUGCCGUCGCUGAGCACGGCGUCCCGCAACCCGUCAGCCAAGUGCUACGGUGACAGAUUUAUUCCGGACAGGUCGGCGAUGGACAUGGACAUGGCGCACUACCUGCUGACGGAGCCGAGGAAGGACAAGGAGAACGCCGCGGCGUCCCCGGCCAAGGAGGCGUACCGGAAGCUGCUGGCCGAGAAGAUCCUCAACAACCGCACCAGGAUUCUCUCCUUCCGCAACAAGCCGCCAGAGCCCGAGAGCAUCCUCACCGAGCUCCGUGCUGACGCGGCUUCCCUCCAAGCCAAGCCGGCCAAGCAGCGCCGAUACAUUCCCCAGUCCGCCGAGAGGACUCUGGAUGCUCCAGAGCUCGUUGAUGAUUACUACCUCAACCUGCUGGACUGGGGAAACAGCAAUGUGCUGUCCAUUGCUCUGGGAAAUUCGGUGUACCUCUGGGAUGCCUCGAUUGGUUCUACGUCUGAGCUCGUCACCGUUGAUGAGGACGAUGGCCCUAUCACCAGUGUUAGCUGGGCUCCCGAUGGCCGGCAUAUCGCCAUCGGUCUCAACUCCUCUGAUGUCCAGCUCUGGGACACCAGCUCAAACCGACUGCUAAGGACAAUGCGAGGUGUGCACGAUUCGAGGGUCGGUUCACUGGCAUGGAACAACAACAUCCUCACAACUGGUGGAAUGGACGGCAAGAUUGUGAACAAUGAUGUGAGGAUUAGGAACCAUGUUGUGCAGACAUACCAGGGGCACAAUCAGGAGGUGUGUGGCCUGAAGUGGUCAGGAUCAGGGCAGCAGCUUGCCAGUGGUGGCAACGACAAUCUACUGCACAUCUGGGACGUGUCCAUGGCAUCCUCUAUGCCGUCUGCCGGCCGAACCCAGUGGUUACACAGGCUUGAGGAUCACUUGGCUGCUGUAAAGGCUCUCGCGUGGUGCCCGUUCCAGAGCAACCUGCUGGCAUCUGGUGGUGGUGGUAGUGACCGGUGCAUCAAGUUUUGGAACACACAUACCGGCGCAUGCCUCAACUCGAUCGACACUGGGUCACAAGUGUGUUCGCUGGUCUGGAACAAGAAUGAGAGAGAGCUGCUAAGCUCACAUGGAUUCACUCAGAAUCAGCUCACGUUGUGGAAGUACCCUUCGAUGGUUAAGAUGGCUGAACUCACUGGCCAUACCUCUCGUGUCCUUUUCAUGGCUCAGAGCCCUGAUGGCCUCACAGUAGCAUCUGCUGCAGCAGACGAGACCCUGAGAUUCUGGAACGUAUUUGGAACACCUGAAGCACCCAAGACAGCAACCAAGGCUUCCCACACUGGGAUGUUCAACAGUUCCAACCAUAUUCAUAUUCGUUGAGGAACAGAGUACCUUGGUUCUGUCGUCGAGCCAUAACUGAUAACUCGUAAAGAAGCAGGCUUGGUGUGCAGGGUCAUUGCGUCACAGGAGCUGACGCUAGGCAGAAGAUAUCAUCAUACAUUACAUGCAGAAGAAUUCAUCCCAAAAGAAAAGCAGAAGAAUUUAAUUUUGGCGCGUUUGGUGUAAAUGGUUUUCUAGUAUGUUGAUAACUUGUUUUUAUGUACAUCAAGACCUGUUUGAUGUAAAGAGAAUUUAAAAAUAUAGAUUUUCUGUCGGUAACAUACUUGCUCUUCUUUUCUUUGGUUGUCAACCAGCAAGAGCAUCCCCAGCCGCACAUAUAUCCCAUUCUCCAUCCAAAAAUAGAUAAUAAAGAGUAAAA